AUGAUUGGAAUCAUCAUUGUCACUUAUAAGUUCAACAUGAAUGGUACUAUGUCUGAGAUUUUGAGUGCCAAGAGAGGCAUUAAGAAAGGUGAUCCUAUAUCACCUUUUCUUUUUCUCCUAGUUAUGGAAUAUCUCCACAGCGGUGAUGAGGUUUCUGUGAAGAUGAUGAUGGGAGCCUUUAGCAGGUUCACGAAGUCCACUGGCCUGGUGGCAAACCCUAGUAAAAGUAAGAUGCUCAUUGGUGGCUUAGAUAGCAGAGACAGGGAGAGACUCAGAAGCUUAACAAAUUUCCAAGAAGGUGGCCUUCCUGUUAGAUACCUUGGAGUCCCAUUGACCAACAAAAAGAUCACCACCCAUGCUUAUAUGCCUCUGGUUGAGAAAAUUACUGGUAGGAUGCAACACUGGACCACUAGGGUGCUUAGCUAUGCAGGCAAAAUUCAGUUGGUUAGAAGCAUCUCUUAUGUUAUUGCCCAAUAUUGGGUGCAUUGUUUUCCCAUCCUCAAGCUUGUUAGUAAGAAAAUUGAUGCCAUUUUUAGAAGUUUUAUUUGGAUUGGUAAUUCUGAGAUGAGUAGAAAAAGUCCAGUGGCUUGGAAUAAAGUCUGUAGUACUGCUAAGCAAGGAGGAUUGUAG
Lathyrus sativus (Indian pea) is the source of this 630-nucleotide messenger RNA. Lineage: Eukaryota; Viridiplantae; Streptophyta; Magnoliopsida; Fabales; Fabaceae. The record is from the annotation of a GenBank genome assembly.